GCAUUAAAAGUCUUCGCCUACCCUCUAAUUCUUUCUCUUCAUAAUUUCAUACAACUCUCCUCCAUAACAUUCUAGUAUUCUACUUCUCUGCCACCUAUAAAACGCCUUUUGCUUCUUCUCACUCUCACUCUUUUCUUUCUCACUUUUGGAUCCAAUUCAAAGAGCUCUAUAAUUCAGAUCUUUUUGGUGGGCAAAUCCGUUUUUCGUCACCAAAUUAAUGGCUCCACUUAGAAAGGUACUUGUGCUUUAUUUGGUUCUGUUAUUUUUGGCUUCGGUUCUUCUUUGUGCUUGUUCGGAGAAUUCAAGGUUUGUUGGUAGAAGAAAAAUGUUGGGAGUAGAGGAAAAUGAUGAUGAAGAACCAAUUGUUAAGCCUAAGAAGAAAAUCUCCAAUACCCUUUCUUCAGAAAAUCAAACCAAACUCAUCAAAACCAAUCUCUCCUCUAAAAACCAAACCAACCCACUUAAAACCCAAAACCUUUCAACCAAAAACCAAACCAAGAUUAGUAGCACUAAAAAAACCAAUUCCACCAAGACAACAACCUUAUUAUCAUCAAAUGCUAGCAGUACCAAGAUUGAGCUAAAGAAGCUCAACUCCACUUCCAAAAUCAAGAAGCUAAAUUCCACGUCAUCAUCAAAAACCUUUAACUCCACAAAACUCUCCACCAAGAAAAUCUUAGAUCCCAUCUCACCCAAGAACACAACAACAACAACAACCAAGAAAACCCAAAACUUAAAAGCCCAAAAAUCAGCUGAGAAAAAACCCAUGAAAUCAGAAGCCUCAAGUUGGGUUGAUCUAGAGGACGAAACCGAUUUGGUGUCGGAAUUUUCAGAUUUGCCCAUGAAGUUUCAAAAAUCUCUGAUCCCGGACUUGGAAAAGAUCUCUACCACAUCUAAAGCAUACCUCAACCAAGCCAACAAGCAAAUCACGAAAGGAUUCAAACCAAUCGUCGGCAACAAAUACGCGCCCACCAUAGCCUCCCUGGUCUCGUUCGCAUUCAUACUAAUCCCUCUACUCUUAGUCUCUCUUAUCUUUAACAGAAUCAAGGCCUAUUUCUCCCUCCAAAAGCUCCUCAUCUUCAUCCAAGUUUAUCUCUCCAUCUACUUCGCAAUCCUCUGCUUGUCCUCGCUCGUCACGGGACUGGAGCCGCUCAAGUUUUUCUACGCUACUUCGCAGUCAACGUACAUCUGCCUCCAAGUCCUCCAAACGCUUGGCUACGUCCUCUACCUUCUCCUGCUCCUCAUGUACCUGAUUCUUGUCUUCUCCACCGACUGUGGGCUGGGCUCUAAGAUGCUGGGCCUGGCCCAGACCUUCGUGGGCUUCGCCGUCGGUCUUCAUUACUACGUGGCGGUGUUUCAUAGAGUCGUGCUACGUCAGCCGCCGAAAACUAAUUGGAAGGUCCACGGGAUAUAUGCCACGUGUUUCUUUGUGAUUUGUCUGUGCGCUAGAGCGGAGAGGAGGAAGAAGGCUUACUUGGAAGAUGGCGGUGAAGAGGGCAAGAAGAAUUAAUUUUUAUUUUUAUUUUUAUUUGUUUGGGUUUCUAUUUCUGGUAAUAAAUUAAUCUGGUGGUCCAAAUACCACAGUAAGCAGUCUGGUCUCCACCAAUGAGAUUCUUGGUAUACGUAUAUUAUACAAAGUAGAAUAAUAAUGAAUUUAUUAUUAGUCUACUUGAUUGGUGGUGACCAGCUAGCUUUCGAUUCCAUUCCUUUUUUUUCUUUCUUUUUUUCUUUUCUUUCUUUCUUUUGAAGGUUUAGAGUAUUAUAGGAGGAAUUUAAUCAUGUAAAGUAAUACCAUUGGCGAAGCAAAGUAAUUACAAUGGUGUUAUAAGCAAAAUUAGUGGAAGCAGUUUGCUAUACUUGAGUUUUUCUACAAUGGUUGUACUAUCGUAAACAUUAUUAAGCAUAGAAAAGAAAGUAAG
This is a messenger RNA of Morus notabilis, 1916 nucleotides long. RefSeq lists its product as uncharacterized. Bases 218 to 1507 code for a protein of 429 amino acids. The record is from RefSeq and is a predicted model, not a curated record. NCBI's taxonomy places the organism in Eukaryota, Viridiplantae, Streptophyta, Magnoliopsida, Rosales, Moraceae. The transcript has a single exon.